Schistocerca gregaria is the source of this 3559-nucleotide messenger RNA. RefSeq names its product transmembrane and ubiquitin-like domain-containing protein 1. The transcript has 6 exons. Gene Ontology annotation, molecular function: protein binding. NCBI's taxonomy places the organism in Eukaryota, Metazoa, Arthropoda, Insecta, Orthoptera, Acrididae. Bases 284 to 1375 code for a protein of 363 amino acids. The record is from RefSeq and is a predicted model, not a curated record.
GAGAUCGCAUAUUCGAUUACAAUUUUAAAUAAAAUCUUUGCUCGUUUGCAUAGAAGGGGGUUCUGGGUUUUGAAAGAUAAAUGUAGGGAGGAACUAUGUUAUUAUUUGUGUUUGUUGUCUUUGUGAGUGUUUUGAACGUUGUUGAGUGCUGUUGAUAAAUGUGAUAGUUGAAAUACGAUUUGGUUGUUUUUGAAAAGUUCAGAAAUCGGACUGUCAGUUGCAGUCAUCAGUGGAUAGAAAGCGCUUAAUUGCAUUAUUAAAGGUAGAAGGCUGUGACAGCAAGAUGCCUCUUAUUGAAGGUGUCGGAGAUGAGGUAAUACAGUUCUUCUCGGUGCUGAUUGCUGUGAUUGUCGCGGUGGUGGCCUGGCGAUCCACAGGAAUCUCUGACAGGCCUAUCUUCCGUACGGUGCGGAACCGCACCUAUAUGGUGCUGAUACUGGAACGUCGCAGCCGCCUCAGACAAGCUCUGGGGGAACUCCCACCUCCCAGUGCCACCGUAGGGGCCAAUUCGUCUGUAGAGAGUGACGAUACGGGGCAAACGGAUGUCACCGUUGACGCGGCAGACGAGGGUUCUCCAGCGGAAGAGACGGCAGCUGACGACACUCUUGCAGUUGCCGAGGCAGAAGCAGGAGGUGACACGGAGAGUGGCUCCAUGGACGACAAAGAGCCCGAUUCGGAGGGCACUGGUUCGCCAAACACUUUGAGGAGGAGGAGACUGGCUUUCUUCCAAAGUCGUCAGGUGACUCUUUUAGAGCCAAAUGCAACGUCUGAUGUUGUUGUGGAAGCUAGUGCUCCACCUGCAGAGGAAGCCAGCUCUGCAGCAGAUGAUGCCGGAGACUGCAUACGUAUCAGACUGAAGUACCUCAACGAUGAUCAGAAACUCGUCGAUGGCAAGCUGAAUGAGCGGUUGGGGGAUUUUAAAAGGAGGCACUUCGCUUCUGAGCUGUCAGCAGACAAACUGGUGCGGUUGAUUUUCAACGGGCAAGUGCUGGGCAGCGACUCGGAGACACUGCGACAGCUGGGCCUGUUCGACAACUGCGUCGUGCACUGUCUGGUGCACACGCCGCGCCCAGGAAGCACAGGUAUGGGAUCAUCGUCCCAACUGCAGUCGAGUCUCCGGGGCAGCCUCACACUGGGGGGCAGUGACGCUGGUGUGGGUGGAGCGGUGGGGACAGAGGGUGGACGUGAGUGGGACCUGGGCAAUGUGCUGUUCGCAUCUCUCAGCCUGGCGCUGGGGGUGGCCUGGUACUGCCGUCUGCAGUACGCCCAGCUGUUCAGCGUCACAACGACAGUUGCACUCGUCGGGCUCACUGGGGUUGUUGCCUUCACUGUGCUAGGCACCUACAUCCCAGACCAGGAUGUCGUGCGCCAGUAAGGGGAGGAAGUGCGCAGCGCGGGCAUACUUUCCUGCCGUCUGUCCCUCGUGCCUCGAAAGUUGUCGAGUGGAUAAUGUUAAACUGUUAUCAGAAAAAUGCGUACUGUAUCUUCCCUUCUAGCUGCGUGAAGGUAAAUACUUGUCAAGGAGAAGGGUAACUAUAUGGAUUACCCACUUCUUUUUGUUCAUAAAAUAAGAAACAAUUAUAUCUCUGUUCUUCAGAGAUUUUUUUUUUCCAAAUGUCAGCCAAGUUUGCUAACAAUCUGACAGAGCCAUUUCGUCAUCUUUCUGUCACAAAGAACUUUCCACUGAUGUGAGAGAGAAUAUGAUGCACAGGCAGACAAAAAUAGAGUGCUGAGUAUGCGUUUGUUUUGUCACUUUCUAAUCGCUACUGUGGUUAUGGUUUCUGUCACUUUUGGUGCUGUAGAUUUCCAUAUUCUUUGCAGGUCACACCUGUGAGGAAGGAUGUUUGUUGUUAGAAGGUAUAUCAUGGGAGACCAAAUUUGUGCUGGUAAUUGUAAGAUUGAAAAGGGUAAUUUUCUGACAGUAAGGGGCAAUUGAUAAAUACAGUUCCUCCACUCCUCUCUCCUCCCCUUACCUUUACUCCUUUUUCAGGCUGCAUAAUAUUUCCAAAUAUUUUAUUUUAUAUGCAUUGCUUGUCAGGGACGGUUUAUUCAGUGACAUCUAGUAGUGAAGGGCUUCACGUGCAGCAUUGUUGUAAUGUAAAAGGUUACAAGGAAAUACAGUUGCAUUGGAUAUAAGUUGGGUGAAAUUAAGGAUUCCGCAAUGUCUCUGUAUGCUACUUUACACAUUAGAGCACAAGUAGUUGGUUUCUAGUGUGGCUCACAGCUUUCAGUCUCCCAUGAUGAUUGAUCUUUCAUACUCAGCUGCGUAAAAUUGUGUUUGGAAAUGACUGUCAGACUAUGACAAGCCACUGGUUUAUUACUGGAGAGAAUUAAUUCUGACUGUGUUACCACAAAGGAAAAUUUGAUGUAAUUGUAACCUGGUUUCCUGUUUGUUUCAUUCUCAUUUCUGCUAUAUGCUCUUGUAAAUAAGUACCACAUGUGGUUGGAAAGUAAUUAUUCAGCACACAUUCAGUGCAUGGUUUCUGAUUUUGUUUACAUUAGUUGAUGAGUACAACCUGCGUCUCUGUCAUAGACAAGAGAAUUGUUUGCAUUAAUAUUUUUUCUCAUUUUACUGCAGUGUACACAUUGAUAAGUAAACAUUGGCAUCAUAACGAAAUUAAGGUAAAUUGCCCUUAACGAAAGGACCAGUUCAUUAUUUCUUUUAUUAUUUUUAAUAAUGCAUACGGAUCCUCUCUAGUAUAUGACUAGUCUAAAAACUACAAAAGUUUGUUGCUGUAUGUAACUUGUGACAGAUAUCAUAAGAUCUGCAAUAUCCAAGUGGCAUGACUUUGGAAUAAAUGUGUUUGUGCUGUCAGGUUGCCAGGUGAUUAUGUUAUACUUGAUACACAGACGGGUAAAAGUUUUCAUUUUUUUUUUAAUGUGUAGUUAACACUUGAAGAAGCUUUGUUAUUCUCUUUCCUCUAGUUGUGAAUAUAGAGACUGAAAAAGUUAUUUAGUACCACAGGAAAACUGUCUCCUCUAUUUACUGUAAAUACAUGUGAAAUAAUUUAUAUAUGUAUAUUAUUGUACAAUAUGAAGAGGGUGUAAUUAAGGACUGGCAUGUGUGCAGUAUGUAUAAAUAUAUAUAUACAUCGUUGUUUUACUGUUUUUAUAAUUUUAUGUAUUGCCUUUUGUAUCACAAUUCAAGAGAAAACUCUAAAACUGAAAUUCCUACCCUUUGAAAUACAAUCAGAUAGAUUAAAGAGCAAUGUGUUUAUUUCCCAAUACACAGUACAUACAUGCAUUUCAGAAAUUUAGAAAGAAAAUGACAUAAAUGAUAGUUGUCAGUAAAUUUAGAAAUAAGGACAAAAUAUGCAGUUCUGUUCACGGGGGGCCAUUGCUUGUUUUGUUGCUGAAGUGUAGAUUGAAAUUUGUAAGAUGUGGCAAGUGCCAAAAUUUUUAGCCAUUGUGUUGAAGAAAAUGUGUACAUAGUGCAAAUAUCAUUGGAAUUUUCUAUGUGAAUUCUUCUAAGUACGAGCAUGUUAGGGUUAUCGAGUUUAUUUAUGAAGCUUGUUUUAGUAAACAGUAUUCUUGUGAUAAUAAAGUUGCUGACAAAGAA